AGAUCGACGCUACACCAACGUGCACGCGCAGAAUAGUGGCAUGUCGUCGUCGCCGGAGAUGGAGGGCGGCAGGGAGAGCAAGAAGUACAAGGGCGUGCGGCGGCGCAAGUGGGGCAAGUGGGUGUCGGAGAUCCGGCUGCCCAACAGCCGCGAGCGCAUCUGGCUGGGCUCCUACGACGCCCCGGAGAAGGCCGCGCGCGCCUUCGACGCCGCCUUCGUCUGCCUCCGCGGUCGCGGCGCCGCCGGCGCGGACCUCAACUUCCCGGACUCGCCGCCGCCCUGCCGUCCAGGCGGCUGCAGCAGCGACCCACAGGAGGUGCAGGCCGCCGCGCUCUCACACGCCAACCGCGCCGCCGUCAAGGCGCAGCAGGCGGCCGCCGCGGCUCUCAUGGACGUCGACGGCUCGCCGCCAACGUUGCCACGGGACUCCGCGUCGCAUGACACGGACGUUCUUGGCACUGGCAGCGCUGAGGUGGUGGCGCCCGUGCGCGCCGACGGCAGCAUCGACUGGCGCCUCGUCAUGGCCCAUCCGCCGCCGCUCUUCUCCCCGACCGGGUGGGGCAGCAAUGCGUACGACUUCCUGCAGGUGUCGCCGCCGACGUCAGCGGACGAGGAGAUGGAGGAGAGUCUCCAUGGCGCAAGCGCUUCUCUCUGGAGCUUUGACAUGAGAGACUCCUACUUCAGAUACUAACAAGCUGCAUGCUGUACUACACUACUCUACCAGAUGGCGCCAUGGUAGCGCAUCUCUACAGCUACGUACGAGAGUAUAUGAACAAUCUUGCAUUGCUACCACCUACGAGGCAUUAAUGACAUGUUCAUUGUUACCAGUAUGAACAAUAAUCUUCUUAACAUAAUUUUGGUGACAAUGAUAGAAAUGGAUGGCAAGUGAUAUUUUUGUCACAGUGCCGAGUGUGCAUGGUAUCUAAUUAAGAGAGUGUUAUAGAGGUUAUAACACAGAAACUUUUAUUUGGUGCAGACCCUUUUUUUCUUAAUUUUGUUUUAGGGGGUAAUUUUAUGGCAUUUUUCCACUGAUGAGGGCUUACACGUCCAUUUCACAUGCAUGCUUUCAGUUAAAGCCGAAGGCUAUAUAUAUCAUAUACUAUGUAGAUGGGGGAAUAUUUUUCAUGUACUAGUCGUGCAUAUUCAUCCGAACUUGCAAUAUAGACCAGACGCGUCAUUUUCAAGCA
This is a messenger RNA of Phragmites australis (common reed), 1187 nucleotides long. RefSeq names its product ethylene-responsive transcription factor ERF017-like. Lineage: Eukaryota; Viridiplantae; Streptophyta; Magnoliopsida; Poales; Poaceae. Gene Ontology annotation, molecular function: DNA-binding transcription factor activity; DNA binding. Bases 41 to 691 code for a protein of 216 amino acids. The transcript has a single exon. The record is from RefSeq and is a predicted model, not a curated record. Gene Ontology annotation, biological process: regulation of DNA-templated transcription.